CGGCUGAAUAACUGGCUGGCAGGCGGCGUGAGCGAGCGCAGCCAAGUGACCUCCCCCCCCGACGGCAGCCUGCUCAAGAUGGCCGCCUGAGUGGCGAAUUCACACAUCUCCAGCACAAACUCCCCCGACGGUGCCAACUGUACCCGUCCCCUCGGAGGAUGAGACGACCACUUCUGCCGGCACUUUGAAAACCGAAUAUGAGCCGAGCCCCGUCGAAGGCCACGUCGGACCUGUGGAAUAAGACGCCGCCGGGCAAGGAAUUCCGAAACGAACCGGGGCCAACCCACCGCGAGCUAGCUGCCGUUAGCUCGCGUUCAGUAGCCGCUAACGGGCUAGCUGUAGCCACACCUGCUGCAGGAGUUGAAGGGGAGUAAGGGCUCUUUUGUUUUAGCCCCAGCAUGGACAGCUUCUUCAAGGCAGCUGUAUGUGAUCUAGACAAACUGCUUGAUGACUUUGAGCUCAAUACUGAGGAACUCGAUUGCAAAUCUGUGUUCCUGAAGCCCUCUGCGUACCCCUUCUCCUCACUGGGCUCUCAGUCUUUAUCCUCAGAGGCAUCCACUGUCCCUCCAAGCCUCCCUGACCUUAAUUCUCUUCAUUAUGGUUCUGCCGCCAGCUGUCCUGACCCCCCCAGCAGCCACAACUGCAGCACAGAUGACAGGGAUGUCAAAAGUCAGCCUAUUACUGGGGUGGACCUUCUCUCCUCUGUGGAUCAUAGGCCAGCUAAAAGCUCUGCCCCUCCCUGCCCUGAUCGAGCUCUGAAGCCAGUGUGUGACCUUGUGAAUGACACAAGCUCGGCCAUCCUGGUGAGGGCCAGCAGCCACGAUGCUUUCAGCGAACUGGACAUGGUGGAAAAGCAAAUGGAGGAGGGGGAGGAGGAGGAGGAGGAGGAAGCACUACUUGUUGACUUUGACACCCCCGUGCUCAUGGAGGAACGAGGGACGCUAAGCCAGAGCAUUGGCUAUGGAGACACGAAGCAAGAGCAAGCCUCUGCUGGUAGAGAUGAACUGCUGAGUCUUGAUUUCCAUGAGCACAGUGGUGCCUACUUCUCGCUCAGUCUGCUGGAUGUCAUUCUUCCUGCAGCAGUGGAGAGGGGCUUUGAGUCUACAGAUGAUUCACCAUUACAGAGGACCAUUGAGUCAGCUGACAGAGAGGAGAGGGACUGGGAGGAGGCGGCUUUUUCUAUAAACCAUGUGGUGGAUAACUGUUCAGGCCACUGUGAACCAGAAGAAACCCCGCCUGCUGCAGGCGACAAAGAAACAACAGCAGCAACCUUGGUGAAUAAACAGGAUGAGUCGCAAGAAGCCUCAGAUAAAGGUGAGGCAGAGUCUUCUGUAGGUCUAAAGUCUGGGGCCUCAGGUAGAGAACCGGUGGGUUUAUCAUGCUUGCCCAUUGCAGUGUCCAUAUGUGGAGCUCUUGUGCAACCAAAGACCACAGAAGAAGAGUCAGGACAAUUGACAGAGCAGUGUGAAGAGCCAGACGUGUCUGAGAGCACAGAGGCAAACUCCCUGUCAGCACUGGAGGCCGGGGACGCUAGGUCCUGUUCAAAGGACCCUGUUUACCCAUCCCCACAGAUAGCAGAGGGGAGGCUGUCACCAGAGGGGCAGCAUGUCUCUGUUGAACCAGCUGCUUCUGCCGCUGCUGCCCCUUUCACAGACCAUACCCCCUCUGAGCGCUCAGAACCCAGUCCUGUGGAUCCUCCGGGGUAUGGCUUUGAGUAUCUGCCUGAGAGUGACCAGCCUGAGCUGUUGGUUACUGACGAAGAGCUGGAUGCAUUCCUGCAGGCACACACAGAAGCAGAGCAGGCCAGAAGCAUCUCUUAUUGCAGCAGUAGUGGAGAUUGUACUCAAUAUGUAAGUCUGCUAGAACCAAAUGGUGAUCUUAAGGACAGGCUUCCGGAAGAGGAACUGAGAAGCUGUGGUCGAGCUCGACAGGAGGAACUGGAGGGUCUGGCUUCCCCAGAAAGUGACGGAACAAUGUGUGUGUAUGUGGAGGGAAGUUGUAACCCUGGUGCUCCAUCACAAUCGCAGGACUCUUGCAGACCUUGUCAAGAAGAGCCAGAACUUUCCUCUGGUGCAAGACCUUCUUUGACCAGCAACACUUUCCAGUCCCAUCAUAGUAGUAGUCCUGAUCAGCAGCCCUCCUAUGGAGGCGCAAGACCUAAACAGCUACACUGCCAAACUGCAAGACCUCCACCAUCAGGGGAAGAAGAAGGGGAGCAGCCUUCAACACUUUCAAAAUGGCCAAAUGCAGCGGAGGAUGAAGACAGUUCACCCAUAAGCCCUAGUCCUACAGAAGAGAAUUCCAACAUAAGGGGUUCGAGCCCUAUAUAUGCCAUGCAGCAGAAUAAUGAUUACAGUGUGGGUUAUGAUGAACUCUCAGAGCCUCCACCCUACCCUGGGGAGCCCCCCGCAGAGGGUGCCAGGACGGUGAAUUGGAACAUAGAGGGAGUUGAGGAGCUGGGGAGCAGGCAGCCUGCUUGGGUGCCAGACUCUGAAGCCCCCAACUGUAUGAACUGCUACCAGAGGUUCACUUUCACCAAGAGGCGACAUCACUGUCGAGCAUGUGGGAAGGUUUACUGUGCUGUGUGCUGCAACAGGAAGUGUAAGCUGAAGUACCUGGAGAGAGAGGCUCGUGUGUGCGUCAUCUGCUUCGAUACCAUACACAGAGCCCAGGCCCUGGAGCGGAUGAUGAGUCCUACGGGUCCCAGCCCAAACCCCAACAUCCCAUCUGAGUACUGCAGCACCAUCCCCCCUUUGCAGCAGGCUCGUGCCGCUGGCACUCUAAACUCGCCUCCACCCACCGUCAUGGUGCCUGUGUCCGUUCUCAAACACCCUAACAACGACAGUUGUCCUCGAGAGCAGAAGCGUGUGUGGUUUGCAGAUGGCAUCUUGCCCAACGGAGAGGUGGCUGACACAAGCAUGCUGUCGGUGACGAGCCGCAGGAGCUCCCAGGAGUUUGGCAGUGUCACCCCAGACCAAACAACAACUGGGCCAGCAGGGUCAGAGGUUGGAGUCGGUGGCUCCACUUCCGAAGCUUCUGUCGCUGUAGAAGUGGUUCGACCUCCGAUGUCUGGACCCUGGGAUUAUGCCCUGCUUACUGCAAUCAGUUCUUCAGUUAGGAGGGUUCCCAGUCUACUGCCAGACAACGAGGAAGAGCUCCCUCCACUGCUCUUCACCACCGGCGAGGAUGAAGGAGGAGAUGUUUUGGUUGAGGAAAGUCCUGCCCCAUGCCAGAUUCUACACUUAUUAGAGGAAGGAGGACCCCGACCUCUGACAUUUGUCCUGAACGCCAACAUGCUUAUCAACGUCAAAUUGGUAACAUACUCCAGUCGUCAGUGCUGGUGUUUUGGUUCUAAUGGUCUGCAGGCUCUGGGACAGAAAGAGUUGGUGUUUUUGUUGGAGUGUUUGCCAGAGGAAAAAACUCUUCCAAAAGACCUCUUCACACUGUAUCUCACUAUUUACCAAGAUGCCCAGAAAGGAAGGUUUGUGGAGGAACUUGACAACAUCACAUUCACAAGCAGUUUCCUGGGCAGUAAGGAUCACGCUGGGAUCCUCUUCUUCUCUCACACCUGUCAGCCUCUAGAUGACCUCACUCUCCCCCCUCAGCCUUUCCUGUUUGGCCUGCUCAUCCAAAAACUGGAGGUGCCCUGGGCCAAAGUCUUUCCACUCAGGCUGCUCCUGCGGCUUGGAGCUAAAUACAGUGUGUAUCCCACGACAUUGACUAGUGCUCGUUUUCGGGACUCUGUGUAUCGAGAGACAGGACACACCAUUAUGAAUUUACUGGCUGACCUGAGGAACUACCAGUACAGCCUAUCAGUGGUGGAGGGCCUGAGGAUCCACAUGGAGAUGGGCCACAGUUACAUCAACAUUCCCAAAAGUAGCUUCAAUGAGAUGCAGAAGGUGGUAAAUGCAUCUAACGAGCACGUCAUCAGUAUUGGAGCAAGUUUCAGCUCGGAGGCCGACUCUCACCUGGUGUGUAUCCAGAACGAGGAGGGGAACUAUCAGACCCAGGCUAACAGCAUGCCCGGGAAGACCCGCACAGUGACUGGGGCCAGUUUUGUGGUGUUUAAUGGAGCACUGAAAGCCUCCUCAGGCUUCAUCGCAAAGUCCAGCAUUGUUGAAGAUGGUUUGAUGGUUCAAAUCCCUCCAGAGACCAUGGAGUCUCUGCGCUCUGCCCUGAGGGAGCAGACAGAUUUUCACAUACCCUGCGGCAGGAAUGAUGGUGGGGAGCUCCGAGAGAACGUCACUGUCCGCUGGGUUGACUGGAGUUCACCUGUCAACACAGGCAAAAAAAGUGGUGUUGAUGGGAGACCUCUGGAUGGCGUCCGCAGUGUGAGGACGCAGCAGGACACAGAAUUCAAGUUGGAUGGUCGCACCAUCAGAUGCACUGAGGUUUUCUACCAGCUGAAGAGUCCUGACUGUAGCCUUUCGUCAGUGCUGUCGUCGUGCAGCGUCUUUCAGAAGGAGAUGGCUUUGGCCACCUGCAGCGCUCUGACUCCUCACCUGGCUGUUCUCACCUCCAGUGGCAUCAACUCCGUCUCACUUCGCAUCUCCACGCAGGCUGACAUGGUGGAGUACCAGGCUGGCUCUGGAGGCAGGCUCCUCCCUCAGCGCUACAUGAAUGAGCUGGACAGCGCUCUGAUUCCUGUCAUACAUGGAGGUAGCGCUAGUGUACCACAGACAGCCAUGGAUAUGGAGUUCAUCUUCUACAUCUCACACGCCAUCUAAGCACAAUCAGACAGUGUCCCAAAGUGAUACAAAGUAUCAAGUACAGGAGGAGAGGCUGUUGACUGUGGCAGGAGAUGCUAAAGUAGCCGCUAACUUCGACUUGCAGCCAGUCACAGAGGACAUGUAGCAGCUGGCACAACAUUCCCGCUCUGAGGUUGGGGAUGUAAACUGAUAUAAUACUGUCCAUCGGCUAAGGAACCGUUGUUUGUGCGUUUUCGUGCUCACCAAAGCUGCUUUAAUACAAGAAGCCAAACACUAAACAAGGGAUGCGACAACCACCACCAUAUAAACCAAAUACACCAAACUUUUCAAACCGUUUUCCUCGGAUCUGCCUUCCAGGCUUCCUGCUGGCCUCUGUCAGCUCAGAGCACCUCAGUGAAUGUUUCCCCCAGACACACUAUCGAAAUGUCUCAUUUAUUAUAUUUUAUUAUGGGUGUAUUGAAUGAAAUGAUGAUAUUAAAGAGAAGAACAUUGCUGACUGCAGUACAGUAUCAGGUGCUUCUGUACAGUCACUUCCCAUUCGUAGCUGGCCCCGUUCUUUAAAGAAAAAAAAAAAAGUUCACCAAGCUCCUCUGUUGUCAUUUCACAUGCUGGUUUAU
Molecule: messenger RNA, 5326 nt
Organism: Scophthalmus maximus (turbot)
Lineage: Eukaryota; Metazoa; Chordata; Actinopteri; Pleuronectiformes; Scophthalmidae
Gene: zfyve16
Product: zinc finger, FYVE domain containing 16
Exons: 18
Coding region: 399-4727 (1442 amino acids)
Biological process (GO): endosomal transport
Cellular component (GO): early endosome membrane
Molecular function (GO): metal ion binding
Source: RefSeq, a predicted model, not a curated record